Messenger RNA from Nomascus leucogenys (northern white-cheeked gibbon), 4433 nucleotides. It is a transcript of the gene UBE2R2, whose product is annotated as ubiquitin conjugating enzyme E2 R2. Gene Ontology annotation, molecular function: ubiquitin conjugating enzyme activity. NCBI's taxonomy places the organism in Eukaryota, Metazoa, Chordata, Mammalia, Primates, Hylobatidae. Gene Ontology annotation, biological process: protein polyubiquitination; ubiquitin-dependent protein catabolic process. The record is from RefSeq and is a predicted model, not a curated record.
UCUCUCCCUCCCUCCCUGCUUCUCGGCUCCGUCGCUCCCGCGGCGCGAGGCGCUCUCGCUCUCCUCCUCCUCCGCCGUCGCCCCUCCCCCCGCGCAGCCCCCGCCGCCACCGCCGCGAGACCCCCGCACGCCGCUCUCCCCCCACCCUCUCCAGCCCCGCGCGCCCUCCGGCCCCUGCGGCCCCCGAAGAGAACGAGAGGGCGAGCGAGCGCGGCGUUCCCGGGCUGGCCCGGCCCCCUCUCUUCACCAUCGCCGGCCCUCCACCGCCUUCCUCCGCUUCCACCUCCUCUCCCCCCCCCCAAGUUGAGGCCCCCUCCGGGGGGGGGAGGCCCGGGACAGGGACCCGGAGCGAAUUCCUCUAACUCCCUCGACCUCUCCUCUCGCCCGGCCCGAGUGUGAGGAGAAGGGCCCGGCCCGGCCUGCGUCGUGUGUGAGGAGGACCCCGGGCGGGCCCACGGGCCGUGUGGGGCCUGGUCCGGCCCGCCGGGUGUGUGAAGACCGGGGUCCGGUGCGGCCCGGCCGGAGGGCGAGCGGAGGGGAGGGGCCUGGUCCGGCCCGGCCGGUGCGUGAGGACUGGGGCCCGGGCCCGGCGCCGCCGCCGCCGCCGCGAUGGCCCAGCAGCAGAUGACCAGCUCACAGAAGGCCCUGAUGCUCGAGCUGAAAUCCCUGCAGGAGGAACCAGUGGAGGGCUUCCGGAUCACCCUGGUGGACGAGUCCGACCUCUACAACUGGGAGGUGGCCAUCUUCGGGCCCCCCAACACCCUCUACGAAGGCGGCUACUUCAAGGCGCAUAUUAAAUUUCCUAUUGACUACCCCUAUUCACCACCUACCUUCAGAUUCUUGACCAAAAUGUGGCACCCCAACAUUUAUGAGAAUGGAGAUGUAUGCAUUUCAAUUCUUCAUCCGCCUGUAGAUGACCCACAGAGUGGAGAACUGCCUUCUGAAAGGUGGAAUCCAACUCAGAAUGUGAGGACUAUCCUAUUAAGUGUAAUCUCACUGCUUAAUGAGCCCAACACCUUCUCCCCAGCCAAUGUCGAUGCUUCAGUUAUGUUCAGGAAAUGGAGAGACAGUAAAGGAAAAGACAAAGAAUAUGCUGAAAUUAUUAGGAAACAAGUUUCAGCCACUAAGGCCGAAGCAGAAAAGGAUGGAGUGAAGGUCCCCACAACCCUGGCGGAAUACUGCAUCAAAACUAAAGUGCCUUCCAAUGACAACAGCUCAGAUUUGCUUUACGACGACUUGUAUGAUGACGACAUUGAUGAUGAAGAUGAGGAGGAGGAAGAUGCCGACUGUUAUGAUGAUGAUGAUUCUGGGAAUGAGGAGUCGUGACGUGCUCCUUCAGUGCCCCUGUACUGCCCUGCCGUCUCAGGCCAAAGGGAGGGGAGCAAGUGGGGACCUGGCCAUGGCCCCUCAGCAAAAACCUAUUCACAGCAGGUGGGGAAACACACACAGCUCCUGCUGACUCCCCUUAUGGAUCUGUUUGCUCCUUUUUAUGGACCUUUAAUGGAGAGAGAGUAACCCUCCAUAGAAUGUCUGAAUUCUUGCAUUCUUUACCCUUCCAUCACUGUAUUGAUUCUUUUUUAAAAAAACAUCAACCCAAACUCCCGCCUCACUUCGUCUCUACAGAAUGUUCACAGCAAAACACGUUUGGUCUGUUUUUAGAUUCUUGAAGAAUUCAAUAGUCUUUCAAGAUGUUUAAUGUGUUUAAAGCUGGGAACCUGUUGGGAGUUCACAAGUGCUCCAUAUACUGGGUAGCAAAAGAAAAUGGGAAAAAACCCACAAAACAAACUUAAAAAAAAAAAAAAAGCAAAUUUGCCAAGGUUUAGCUGCUCAUUUACAUUAGUGUGUGUGCGUUCGUUCAGCCCCAUGGUGGUGAAUUCUGUUUCUUUCCCUUCCUAAGGCUGGGACAUGGUGGGCGUCAGGGACUUUGUGCUAAGCCUGAUGAAAUGUGCUCCUUCAAUCUCCAUGAAACCAUCGUAACAUGGAGACCUCAACUGCUCUGAGGAGAGAAAUCAGACUUUGUUUUUUGAAAUCGAUUGGGAUCGAAAGCCUGAAAUAAAUAUUCAUACUUUACAUAGAACUGAGCACUUGGUUGCUAUUUAUUUUAAAGGCAGGGUUAUUUUUCCCCCCAGGGAGUGGGACAAGUCGGGAAGUUGGGAUGAGUAUGUGUGGGAGCAAAGAGUUAAAAAUCACUAUGCUAAGUUUGGUUGAUGCUACUGGGAGGAAAAAGUUGAAACUACUGGUGACCACUGUUGGGAGAGGAAACAUCUGUUUUAUAGAUUUAGCAUGGCCUUCCCAUCAAAAAUACACUCUUACCAUGACGUUUUGUUUUUAAGUAGCCACUUUUAAUUACUCAGUAUUAAUCCUAGGUGCAUGUGCUAAGAUUUCGGUUUUCAUCGAGCUGCUUAUACUGAUAGUGAAAAACUUGAAUGUGUGUGAAACGCUUUCUUCAUUGGAUGUGAUCUGGACUUUUUUCUCCUUUCAACAUACUUAGGCUGUGGAGCGCAAGCAGAAUUGUGCAUAGAAAUUGUGGCAAGGCUGAGGGAGUUGACUGCAGGCAGUUUUUAGGCCAGAUAAGGCUAGAUCUUCCUGCGAUGCACUCGCUGCAGCUUUUGAUUUUCCAGAUCUCAAUCGUGUUGCUUCAAUCAAUAAUUGAGAUCCAGCAUCCUUCACCAUCCAGGGGACUUCAGAACUUGAAGGUAAUUUUUGGUUGUUACGGGGGUGCACCAGAUCAUAGGAGGGCAUUAUUUGGAGGAAACCGCUAUAACGUAAAAUCAGAUUUCAGAAGGAAAAUGCAGCAAGGACUGACUGUAGUCCUAUUUCAGGCCCCUGGGCACUAGUGUCAACUCCUUUGGCUCAUAACUCAGAACCAAAGGGCAGAUUAGGGACAGGCAGGAGGGAUCCUAGGAUGGCCAGAGUAGGUGACACUUCCUUAGCUCCUCCUUCCAUUCUGAUCUCAGGGUUUUCACUCUUCAAACUCCCAAACACAUGACUUCUUCCCAGCAGCCCUUCCCGGCCUCUAAAGUUUGGUCUGGUAUGAGAUGGGACUGUUUAACAAGCGAGGCUCUAGGGGACACUGUUGAGCCUGGUUCCAGAAUCUCUGUGAUCUCCACAGGGCCAGGGUUGCUACUUGCGCCCAGAAUCUAGUGAUUUUAGUGAGAUCUGUGGAACAGAGCAGCUUUGUAAUACAUUGUCAAGUUACCUGAUUACAAACUCAUAGAAAGAUGUUGGAACUACCUUUUUAUUCCCCAUACUUUGUAAGUAAUGCUUCCAGAUUAACCUGCAAAUCUUGUGGAGCCAAAGCCUCUCACAGUGCUCUGAUUUACCUCCCCAAAAAUGCCCCCAAACCCCCAUGCAAGUUUACAGCCAGUAGCUUGGUCUUACUCUCUUGGAGCCCUAAAAUUAAGCCUUUCAUUCCCCUUACUGCUAAAGCAUCUCACUCCCAGGGCAGCCCCAGCACCCUGGCAUUGCGUGAGGUGCUCUGCUGCACAGCUCUGUUCCAUCAGGCCCUAUUGGCCUCUGUUACACAUUGACUCAGGAAGCCAGAGCGCCAAGUGGAGGUUGUACCUUUCAGCCCUUUGGGGUGUUAAAUGUCAAGGGCUGGGUUUGCCUCUGAUGAGUACAAUCAAUCAGUUCCAGAAGACUGGGUAAGUCUCUUGCUAGCAGGUGGACAUUCUGGUAUUUUAGACUGACUUAACGAAACCCAGAGGCUGGUUCCAGAGCUGUGUCCCUGAGAAUACAUCUCUGUGGAAAAUACUUGAGUUUGUAAUUUUUUUUCCCUUUCUGGGAGUGGAGGUCUCAGGCUCAAUCCGGAACCAUGUACGUACAGUUUUGCUUAUUAUUUGGUGUGACAUGAACUCAAAAUCCUGCAUUUUUAGGUUCCUUUUAAUUCUAAUUGAGGCCUCACUAGAUGCUCUUCAGUUCUGUGUAUUUUGAGGCUGGGUGGAUAAAGUAUAUGAUUCCGCUGUUGCUUCUUUCAGUCUUCCCCCCUUCUCCUUUUAUCAUUCCAGAGUUAGUCAUUUUCUAUUAAUCAAACUUUUUUGUAGAACCUUCUUUCCUUUACCCUGGCAAAUUGCUUCUUUACUUGCUGGUUUCCUUAAGUUUGGGGCACAUAUUGUAAGAAACUGAUUGGAAGGGGAAAUGUGCAGCUCUCCACUGAAAAGAAACUCUCCACCCCUCCCAUCCUGAUAAACAAGGUUUACAUUUACAAUUAAAAGGAUUCAGAGAUGCAAUUUUCAACUAUUCUGAAACCAGCAGGACACACCUGACUUUAAUAGUUUUAGCUGAAAUUGUAGAUGUUUUUCUUCAGUUUAACUUAUGAGAAAAGAUUAUCUGAUGCAUUUUGUGUUGACUUCCCCUUUAGUGGUUUAUUUUGUCUUUUUCUGCCCAUCUGUCUACUAAUAAAAUGUGAAAUAAAAUAUCUGUAUUGCUACUUC